Scomber japonicus (chub mackerel) is the source of this 307-nucleotide messenger RNA. RefSeq names its product chromosome 14 C10orf53 homolog (gene c14h10orf53). NCBI's taxonomy places the organism in Eukaryota, Metazoa, Chordata, Actinopteri, Scombriformes, Scombridae. The record is from RefSeq and is a predicted model, not a curated record. The transcript is spliced from 3 exons. Bases 1 to 279 code for a protein of 92 amino acids.
AUGCCAGCAAACGCACGGGUGACAGUUUGCUACGGACCUUAUGAAUCAAAUGGAGUCGUAAAGCACAGGACGUCCCGCCUGCAGGGUCUCCAGGCAGCGCUCAGAGCGCGCGGGCACCAGUGUGUCUGGGAAGAAACGCGCCAGCGGAACAUGGUGGAGCUCGUGGUCAACGGGGAGACCGUCUUCACCUGUAAUAUCAAGCAGCUGGAGUUCGGUGGAGAUGGUAAACUGGACCCUGUUUGCAAAGAAGCUGUUGCUGCUGUGGAGAAUGCCCACUGAAGAUAACAGAAAGCCACUCAGCUUUUAA